Molecule: messenger RNA, 837 nt
Organism: Pochonia chlamydosporia 170
Lineage: Eukaryota; Fungi; Ascomycota; Sordariomycetes; Hypocreales; Clavicipitaceae
Exons: 1
Coding region: 1-837 (278 amino acids)
Source: RefSeq, a predicted model, not a curated record
AUGGCUGUUGAAUCUACCGAAAAUGGGCGACCGCUCAACUCACAGCCAUUUGUGCCCCGCUCCAAAUCACUAGCCACGAUCAAGGCCAAGCAACAUGAUGUAUAUCUCCGUGGAGUUCUAGGGGGCCGAACAAUACAAGAAGUCUCCGAUUUACCAAUGGAAAAGCGCACAGAACUUCUGCGCAGUGUGCUGGUACAAGAAAACCAACCCAUUGUAAUUAACGCGAUGGCGUGCUUGUCGCAGCUUGCGUCCCAUGUCACACCCGCCAAGAUACUGGCGCCAAAGGAGCUGCCAGGCUUUGAUACAUCUUUGAGCAGACUUCUAAAGGAGGCACAGGAGAUAUAUUAUGGUGAGAACCAUUUUGUUGUCGAUUUGUGUUGGUUGCACGACUUCGUGUUUGACCGCACUGGUGGUUGCGGUGUAUCUCGUGGAUCAGUAGCCGAAUGGGUGAAGCAGCUGACCGUCGUAAUCGACAUCACCCAUGAUAAGGACGAAGAGCAGAGAGACUUGGUCCUUGAGCAGUUGCGGUACCUCGAAAGGUUCAAGAAAGCGGAACGAGUCACUAUUGAACUGCAGGGCGGUGGUAUGCUGAACGGUAGCGACUUGGCCACCCACACGAAGAUGAAAACGAUUACGCCGGCCGUGCGUGAACUGGUUGACAUGUUUCCAGUCCAUCAGCUCUUAAUUCACAAAGUUAUUUGUAACGGAUCUUUUCAGAACAUCAGAAAUUACUGGAAUGAUCCAACGGAUGCGGACAUUGCGGAUGUGCGAUUGGGCCGCGCAGACUUUGCCGCAGUAAUGCGAGUACAGACAAAAUCCUGGACGCAUGGAAAGUGA